Helobdella robusta is the source of this 879-nucleotide messenger RNA. RefSeq lists its product as hypothetical. Lineage: Eukaryota; Metazoa; Annelida; Clitellata; Rhynchobdellida; Glossiphoniidae. The transcript is spliced from 3 exons. Bases 1 to 879 code for a protein of 292 amino acids. The record is from RefSeq and is a predicted model, not a curated record.
AUGGCGGAUCGGUCAAUUGUUAUUAGUGACUUUUUGUUCUUUUUGGUAAAUAACUGGAAUAACUUAGAGGAUGAAACAUUUGUUUCAAAUGUUAUUGAGUUUUACUAUGUUGAAGAAGUUGCUACUACUCUUAAAAUUUUGAAAAAUGAUUUAGAAAUAUUAAAAAACUAUAUCUUAAAAAUUGAAUUUAAAUUUUGCAGGAAUACUACUAAAAGGGAUACAACUCUCGAAUAUUUAAGUGCUGGUUUAGCAAGAAUUCCGAAUGUUGUUAAUUGGCUGAAUUUAAAUUUUCAAAUGGUUAAAAAUGACAUUAAAGCCAUGUUUAGUAUGCGUCAAAAGGCCAUAAUGUAUUCAUGGGCAGAUAGAACUAAAGUUUUAGCUACUAAUUCUAUAAACAAAUCUAAUGAUGAACUAGAUUUUGAUGGCUUUCAGCUUGUACAAAAAGCAAAGAAAAGUAAAAAGUCUGUCGGUAGUCCUAUGAUUGUUAAAGAAAAAAACAGUGAAGAAGACACCAAGAAAUCCGAAAAAAGAAAACAAAUUACUUAUUAUGGGGGCAAUGUCGGCUCGUGCAGCAGGGACAUAAUUGAAAACCAUUUGAAAACUUACAAUUUAGCGUUCAAUCAUUGCUUCUCUGUCUUACGGAAAAGAAACCCAACGGAUAAUGUAGCAACUGACCAAAACGCAUCAAUCGAGUCAACAGCUUUUAAAAUAAUUUUGCCAAUUAAGGAGCUACCAAAGUUAACAAAUCCAGAUAUAUGGCCCCAGUACAGGUUCCUACGGGAAUGGGAUUUUUCAGUGGCAAAAAACAGAAAAGAAGUUGAAGAAAAACAAUUGCGGACUAUUGCCACGAAACAUGGCGAUGCGAGAUUAUUUCGUUAA